Messenger RNA from Cyprinodon tularosa, 836 nucleotides. RefSeq names its product DNA polymerase delta 4, accessory subunit (gene pold4). Gene Ontology annotation, cellular component: delta DNA polymerase complex. The transcript has 5 exons. NCBI's taxonomy places the organism in Eukaryota, Metazoa, Chordata, Actinopteri, Cyprinodontiformes, Cyprinodontidae. The record is from RefSeq and is a predicted model, not a curated record. The coding region runs from base 168 to 497 and encodes 109 amino acids. Gene Ontology annotation, biological process: DNA synthesis involved in DNA repair; DNA-templated DNA replication. Gene Ontology annotation, molecular function: DNA-directed DNA polymerase activity.
GCAGAGAUAAUGUGACGCUAAGAGAAGAAGAAGAAGGCAGGGCAUCAUUGGUUUGUUCCUUUGCAGUAAAGUGGGAUCAAAACAAACACUAACAGCUUGGAUUUAGCCAAACAACAACACUAACAGAACCGAGCUGCUUUCCCCGAACAUCUGACAGAUUGGUCACCAUGACAACGAAGCGUGGACUGAUAACGGACUCAUUUAAGGUGGUGAAGAAAUCGCGGCGAGGGGCAAAGCAAAGGAAGAGUCCCACCCCUCCUCCAUCACAGCCAGCAGAAGAUGUUACUCCAUCUGCCAGAGAGGAGGAUUUGCAGCAGCUCAAGCAGUUUGACCUAGACUGGAGAUUCGGCCCUUGCACAGGCAUCAGCAGACUGCAGAGGUGGGAGAGAGCCAAGCUUCAUGGUCUGAACCCUGCUGAGGAAAUUAGAGAGCUGCUGCUGCAAACUCAGGCUGAUCAGGAGUACUGCCAGAGUCUGUGGAGAGAUUAUCCCCUCUGAGGAAAACAUCAUGAAGAUGAAGAGGAGCCAGAUUUGUGUGAUAAAUUCUUGUUAUUGUUUUUCUGAUCAUGUUUUCUAUUCAUUUUAAUCCUAAUCCAUGUUUUAUUGUUAUUUUUCAGUAAAGGAUUACUGAAUCUAUUGCUUUUUCUUCAACAUGAUGGAUACUGUGGUGGAAGUUUUUAUUAAAAUAUUUUAGAUGUGUCUUUAUUUUUCAUGGUAUCUCCACAUAACUCCUUCUUCUAUGUUUUAUAAACAUAUUUAAUUUCCUUUCUGUGAGCUAAUAGAAGCAGGAUAACGUGUUUUAAACCUUCACUUGUUAAUAAAUAGUCUUUGAUCUGU